CCUAAUUGCAAAGCGUAGACUUUAGUAUUCUUCACUUGUCAUUCAUAACAGCUGGUAAGAGCUCCGAUGGCGGAGUUAACCGAAAUCUAUAGUCGAUCGAACAACAUCACAGGAUUAGGAAUGGCGAGGCUGCAUCUUCUCGCGUAGGUAGAGCUAACAAUGGAGGCAGGAGGAAACAAUGUGAACCUAAAACUCGGGCAGCAGUUUGAUGGACAAACCAACCUUAAUAAUAGUUCAGAAGUUUUUGAUGUUGUUGUUGAUCCUUUGACAGAUUUCAAAGUUAUUGAAUUAAGCAGUGAACCAUCAUCACCUCAGCAGUCUUUCAACUUGCCAUCAUCUGUUACCAGUCAUCAUUCAGCAUCUGAAGGUACGCUUCAGAAUUUGUCUCCAAAGCCACCAACACCCUCCCCUGAAACUUCCAGCCAGUUGAUGACAGGAGAAGUCAACAAGGCAUCCUCCCUCCCUUCUAGUCCCUACUACCAUCCUGGCCGUACAUUGCGUAACAUUUUUGACACAAACAUUUGGAGCAGCGACGUAAGCUUAUCUAGUGGUAGUGGCACUAGCAGCACUGGUUGUGCGAGGGAUAGGGCUGGUAGUAGUGGUGUUGGUGGUGGAAGUAGUAACCAUCAUCGGCUGGUAGUUCCUGAAGUCCAUCGAUUUGGCUAUAACCCACCAUGUGCAGGUUCUCCCCAUGACCUGGCUUCCUGCCCUGUAGCCUCAGUUUCAGCUACUCAGAAAGGUCCCCAGGCGGAAAGACUGAGUGCAGGAAAUAAAAGCCAGAUUGAUGAGAGAUAUGAUGCACUAAAAGCUCUUAGUCAAGCUUCUUCAGCUUUGGCCCUCACUGAGACAUUGAUAGGUCCAUUAAAGAUCCCACCUGUCUCACAGGAAGUCAUUGACGAGGUUGUAUGUAACAUGGAAAAGAAGAAAUCUUCCCUGUCAUUUAUCUAUAAUGGCAGUGUUCCAGAAAAAGAAAGGAAUGCUAGUAACAAAAAUCCCACCGUUGAAAGCAUUGUACAAGCUACUGAAAGUAAUGCAACCCCAGACUCAGUACUUUUUAAUUCCUCUAUUAGUGGGAAAAACAGUAUUAGAAGUACAAUUUAUGGAACCAAAAUUCCAGUGAGCUCACUGUCAUCUGUUCUUGAACCUGAUAUACAUAAGAUUUCCAGAAAUGGUAAGGUAUGUGACUCAAAUUCUGUGCCACACAUUCAGAUAAACAGAAACAAAACAAAUAUAAUAGAUGUGAAAGGUAGCAGUGGUGAUCCAGAUAUACAAAUUGGAAGAAUGGCCUCCUCUAGGGAGGGCUUAAGUGCUAGCAGGGUGAUUGCUGUUCCUGUUGGAAUGAGCGAUCAUGGACCUGUAGAAGUGUACAAGGAAGUUCAUCCUUAUCCAGCUAGCUCUAUUACCACUGUUGUUGAAAGAUGCUCAUACAUUGGUCAGACACAAGUAGGUAUGCAGCCUCCUUCAGGAAUGAAGAAACGCAAAAAACUUAAAAAUAAAAAGGGCAAGGAACCUUAUCUCUCGCAUUCAUCUUUGGCAAGUGGGUCAUCGGCAUGCUCUUCAGUUGCCAGUGAUUGUACUGUGGUAUCAAAGAAUAGCUCUGAGCUGACACCCACCACAAGAAGUGUAACAUCUUCAUCUAAAUUGAGUCUUAAUGACUCUCGAAGUGAUUGUGGAGGUCCUGUAAGUAAGCCUAUACUAUCAGUAGCAAUUAUGCAAAUGCGUCAAGCUUUGGAGUCGGUUUCUAAUGUUUCUGAUAAUCGUUCUGAUAAGUCCAGUGGUGGAGGGUUAGAAAUUGCCUCCAAUUUUUCAGAUACUUCUUCAAACCUUUCAACACUUUCAGAUCUUAGUGGAUAUGAAGAUGAGUAUAUUAGAAUUAAGAAAUUAGUGUCUGAUGCUGUGAUUCCUCCUGAGGAUUAUAAAAAACUUCUUGAUAAAACAAAUGCCAAAUCCCAAGUGUCAAAGCCUGUGCCUUCUGUAGAUUAUGAGAAGAUUAUUCGUGAUUUACAUGCUCAAAAGGAAGACUUAGAAAUUCAAUUGCAUAGACUGUCCAUACAAGUCCAAAAUGCUGUUAGAGAGAAAGAGCUGUACCAGCAGCAAUUAGAAUUAAUGAAUACUAAAAUAACAGAAACAAAUCAGAAACAGUAUUUUGAAGUUUUGAAACAAAGAGCCAACUUAGAGGGCCAAUUGGAAAUGUUAAAGCAAGAACUAGAAAAUUCAGUUUAUGAAAAGAGUCAGCUCCAGGCAAAAGUUACUGAUUCCCUGAAAGAGGUUGAAACUUCAAAAAGUGUAGCUGCAGGAGCAAAAGAAGCUGAAUCUACUAUGAGUGCAAGAUUGCUAAAAUUUGAAGAUGCAAAUAAGGACUUGGAAAAACAGCUAAAAAGAGCUAAUGAUGAGCUUGAAAAAAUUAAUAGAGAGUUUGAAAAGACAACCGAUGAUCUUGCAGCUGCUCAUGAUAAGAAUAUAAACUUAGAGCAGUGUGUGAUGCAAUUACAAGAAAAAGACAGCUCUAUGAUGGCAGAAAUAAAAGGGCUUAAGUCCCGAGUUACCCUCCUACAAGAGGAAUGUCAGACACAUAUUCAGGCUGAACACAAAGCAGAAUCAGUUUCGUGUAAACUUUCUUCUGAAUUAGAGGCUGCACAGAAAUCAAGUCUCUGGUAUCAGGAACAGUUGCACUUGUCUCAGACAGCAAGAUCAAGCUUGCAACAAGAAUUGGUAGAGGCUAGGUCAAGUGUUGCCAAACUUACAUCAGAAAAAGAGGCACUUGACCUGAAAGUACAAACCCUUGCACGUGAAGCAGAAGAUGGACAGGCACGGGCUGUUAGGGAGAAAGCUUCCCUGGUUGCACAUCUUGAAGCCUUGCAGGCUGAUAUGGCUGAACGUGAAGCUUUAGUCUCACAGAUGGAACGAGAUCGGGGUAAUGACACAAAGCUGAUGGAGGAUAGGCGACAAAGGCUAGAGCAAGACCGACACCGGAUUCAUACACUUCGUCUUGAUCUUUCAGAUGCGGAAAGGCAGCUAGAGUCUCUGAAGGAUGACCUGAAACACAAAUGUUUACUUAUCUCAAAAUAUGAGAAAGAGUUGAAGGAUUUAAGAACUUUGGAAGCAGUGAAUCAAGAAGUACUUGCAGAAAGAGAUGCUCGUAUAUUAAAUCUUGAGCAGGCUCUCAGUGAAAACAAAUUGCUUUUAAGCAAUGCCCAGCAUGAUGUGAAGCAGAAGGUCAUUCUGAUCAGUACCUUGAAGGAAGAAAAAUCUAAACUUGAAGUUUCACUUGUAGCAGCUAACAAUGAGAAGAGGGAAGUUGAUGAUGCUAUCAUCAAAGUUCGAGAAGACAUGACAAAGUUAUCUUCUAACUUUUACAGAAUGAAGCAUGACAUAGCGGCAAAAGAUAGGCAGCUGGAAGUUUUCAAAAAAGAAGUUGAAAAUUUAAAUCAGUUGAAAGAUAGUACAGAGAAAAAAUAUGAAUUGCUUGAAUUGAAAAUGCAAGAUAAAGUUGAGGAAAAGAAAUAUGCACAAGAGAUUGAAUCUCUGAAGAAAGAAAGUAAAGAAUUACUAGAUGAAAAGGUAAGAAUAAAUAAAGAAUUUACUGAGGCCCUGCGCACUCUGAAAACAUUGGAAAUAGAAAAGAAAGGCUUAAAUGAGGCUGUGAGAUUAAGAGAAGAGCAGAUCCAAAAUAUGCAAGGAAGCCUUGAGAACUAUAGAGAAGCAAUUCUUAAAAAGGAUGAAGAACUUUAUGUCAUAAAUGAACAGAACUCAUUGAUGGAAAAGUCAUAUGCAGAAUUAAGACGUAACUGGGAUGCUUUAAAGGAGGACAACAUAGCUUUAAGGCAAGAAGCUGAAGCUUACACAGAACAUGAGAAAGCUCAAAAUAGGGAGUUGUUUGAUUUGAGAGAGAGUGUGCAGAAGGAAAGAAAAUUGAAGCAAAACCUUGAAAAGAAAAUGGAGAAGGCACUCAAAUCUCAAGAAGAGGAUAGGUUAAGAAUGGAAAAUAAAAAGUCAGAUUUAGAAAAGAAAACACAGGAAAUGUCUUGUGCACUUAAGAAACUAAAAGAAGAAAAUUUAAGAUUGCUGGAAGCAACUGAAGAGUUGAAAAGUGACCAUGCUGAGGUGUGUCGAGAAUUAUUGAUUGAGAAGGAAGAGAAAGACAAGUUAGAAAUUAGAUUAAAUGAGUGUGUGUCUGAAUUUGAUAGCUUUAAGCAGGGUUCUGCAAAUAGUGCUGAAAUGAUAAACGUUUUACAAAGUAGCAUGGAAGGUUUGUUGAAGGAAAAUAAUGAAAUAACAAACAGGUUGUUAUCAGUACAAAAUGAAAAUCAGGUAAAGAUUUCUGAAUUAGAGAACUUGUUACAGGUGAAAGAAAAAGGCAUAGUUGAUGCAAACAAGAUAAUAGCAGAAAAAGAUUUGCUUGUUGUGAAACUUGACCAAGAGAAGGUCCAGUCUUCAGUCCAAGUUAAAAAUGUUUUGGAAGAAAAUGAUCAGCUUAAGAAGAAAAUACUGCUUUUUGAAGAUCAGAAUAAGGAGAGUAAGAGUCAACUGGAACAUGCGGAGUCUUCAGGUAAAAAGCAAGGGAGGAAUAAGGAUUUGCUAAAGGAAAUUAAUAUACUUCAGGCAAGAUGUCAGGACACAGAAACGAAACUUAAAGAAAUGACUAAACAAAAAGAAAAUCUACAGGCUGCUAUGAAAAAUACCAAAAAAGAGAGUUUGUUAAUGAAAGCCAAAAUGAAGGAGUUUGAGUCAAUGAAAGCCAAGUGCAAAGAACUUGAAUCAUCCAAAGUUAGCAGUCAAGACCUGCAGGCUUUUGAACUUAAAUGUACCGAGAUAGAAUCAAAAUUGAAAUCUGGAGAGGAGAAAGUAUUGUCCUUGGAGGCAUCUUUAACAGACAAGGAGCAUGUAAUUUAUGAAUUGGAACAGAAAGGGAAGGGUCUGGCUUUACAAAUAUGCAGUUUGAAUGAAGUAAAUACAAACUUACAGCUUAAAAUUACUGCCUUGGAAGAUAUUUGUCACAAAUCUAAGGAAGAAAUUGCCCAAUAUCAGACUCGACUCAAGGUAGUAGAAAAUGAUAAAGAUGAGUGGAUGGUCAAGUAUGAGAGCUUGCGUGAUAUCAUACCCGAGCGUGAUACAAGCACUCAACCAGCUGUACAGCUUGGCUUUUCAGAUAGUCAGGUGCUGAGUAGCAGCCAAGAAAGGCUUUCAGUGCCUCCUCUAGACAGCAGCACGGCAAUUAGUAGUGCUCAUACAGGUGUUGGAUUCUUAGGUGACAUGUCAAAAGUAACAAUAGCUAAUGGUUCCCAGUUUGAUAAAACUAUGGCUGACCUUCAAGCUCAGGUUAACUUAACUUCCAAAGCCCUGCAAAGUAAAGAACAGCAGAUUUGUGAGCUCCAAAACCAGAUUAGUUUGCUUCAGUUGGGUGAAUGUAGUAGUUCUAACCCAAGUGUUAAGUUGGAGGACCUACAUGCUUAUAGGGGAGAAAUGAUACCUAUGCAUACUCACCAACAGCAAGUACAGUCUCUCUUAGAAAAAGUAAAGGAACUACAGGCUGUGAAAGAAUGUAUUGGUGCAGCAAAGAAAGAAGUGGUUAACCCAAAGGAAGUUGUUAGUGAUGAAGUUCAUGAGUUACUGAAAAAAGUAAAGGACUUGGAAUCAUCUCUUGAUUCAAAACAGAACGAACUCGACAAAUCUGAAACGAAAAUUUCCGAGUUUCAAGAGAAACACAGACGGUACGAAUCCAAUGUUCGACUGUUGACUAGAAAGCUCAAGGAACACAUGAAAGGAAGAAAGUCAGCAGAAAAGGAGAUUCAACUUCAAGCAGAAAAUCACCAGAGCUUAAUGAAUGAAGAACAUCAGAGGUACUCAGUGCUCAGGUGCAGAUGCAUCGAGUUAGAGGGGCGUUGUGAAUUGCUAGAGGGUCAGGUUGGAAGUCUGGAAACAGAAGUAGAAGAAGUGCGAGUGGCUCUUAAUUCUUCACGCCAAGAAGCCCAGGAGCAUCACCAAAAUACUUUAAUGUUACAGAAAGAAAUUGGAAGACUGCAGGAAUUAACGAAGACUGCAGACACCUUAAGAUCAGAAGUCAACAAGUGUGAAGAGAAGUUGAAUCAAAAGGAAGUUAGAAUAAAGGAAAUGGAAACAGAACUUCAGAUGCUGAAUGGGCAGUUCCAGGAAAAUCUGACUUCUACUGAAGCUUUAAAGUGCAAGUUUGAACAACAACAGUCAGAAGCUUUGCAACUGAAGAAUCAGUGUAAAGAUGUUGAGGGAAGACUUGCCAAAGCUGUGCAGGAUUUGAAGAUUAAAGUUGAAGAAAACAAUUUUGUCAACCAAGCUUUGAAAGACUUGGAAAGCAGUAGAUCCGAAUUGAGUGAGAAAUUACUUCAGGUAGAGGAGAAAUAUAGACAAAUUACAGUUGAUGCCCAGGGAUUACAGGCAGAACAGUUAAAACUGGUAGCAGAUAAGGAAAUUCUUCAAACACAAUUAAGGGAGAGCAUAGCCAGAAAUAAUACCUUAGAAAAUCAUAUCAAGGUUGUAGAUGGUGAAUUAGAAGCUUCAAAGAAAGAUGUUAUUCUUUCUAAGGAAAGGCUACUGAACCUUGAAUCAAGUCAUCAGGCAAAGAUAACCCAGUUGGAAGAGAGCAUCAGUCGUUCAAGGCAGGAGGUUGUCACGCUUUCAAGUCAGUUGGGUCAAGUUCAGAAGGAGAGAGUCAGUUAUCAGAAUCAGGCAACUGAACUACGUGUGGCACUACAAUCCACUUUGGCUCAGCUAAAGAAUUUUGAAGCUGAGGAAGAAGCAAGAGUGGCUAUCCAGACUGAAGUUGGUGUCAUACCUUCUCCAUCACCCCUGGAUCUAACUGCCUUGACAGAGCUUAUGGAAAGAUCUGUUCGUCCCGUUCAAUCUGAAGCGCCAUUGAGUAGUUUGCAGUCCUGUUUAUCAAGCUUAAAAGCUGAAGUUGCGACACUUCAGUCACAGCUUCAAACUAAGGGAAAAGAGUUGGAUGAAGGGUCAAGCUUAGAAGAAAAAUCUGAAGCAGCUUUUCUACUCACAAAUACAAUAAGUUCCCCAGCCCCGAGCUCAUCUAGUACUGAGAUUGUUUAGUCCUCAUGGAAGAGUCUUUGUUACAUUGGUAUUUGUUUAAGGAAAGUAUUACCAAGAUAAAGUUGUAGAAAUACAGUAUUGUUAGUUGUGAAAGUGGUUCAGGUAGAUUUGUAUGCCAUUUCCUACCACACUGGUUGGAAAUUUAAAUUACAUGUAAAGAUAGCCUUUUCCUUAAUAGGCAACUUACUCUUCAUGUUAAAUGACAUGUAAAUAACCGAUAUUUUAUAUAAACAUAAUAUUUACUGUAUACAAAAUUAUGUAGUAAUAUAAUGUUUUGAAUUUUAGGUUGUAAUAUAGAAGUUGAUUUUAAUUGGUUGAUUUGAUCUGGAUUACAAAGUAUGCAACUUAUUUUUGUAGAUAUUUUGUUGUUAAUGAAAUUUUAUGUUUCCUCUGUAUAUUAGUUGGUGAGCGUGAGUGAUGACCAAGAGAAAAGGUUAUACAAUAUAUCCAAGUAGAUAGUAUGGUAGAGGUUCAGUCUGUGUAGAAUGCUCUUUUAAUUGGAAAUCUUAUUCUAGAUUCCAUUGUAUUGGUGAAAUGUUGCAAUACUUUUAUGUAAUACAAAUACUGUAUAUAUUUUCCUGGUGAAAUUGUACUUUUAUCUAAAAAGAUAUAAUUUCCAGCAAAUUGUACAUUUUUGUGCUGUUAACUAUUUAAAGGCUAUAUUUUCCCUCCAUGAAGCUUGCAGGGUUUAGUGAUGAGUGGGAUGAUAUUGAAAGAGUCCCUUUGUGAUAGUUCUUGUUCUCAUCACUCAAGCUUCCAUACUUGAAUUUGACAUUUUUUCAGUUGAUUAAGUGUAAACUUUUGAACUGAAACCAGAUUCUCAAAGUACACUGGAUAAACAUUAAUCCAUAAUUAUCCUUUAAACAUUUCAACCACUUGUUAGAUGAGCAAAGUGUUGAUGUUAUCUGAAACUAUGGAUCCACGCACAAAGUUACUAGACAAUAGUAAUGUUAUUUAGCAGCUGAUUUUAUUGAAAAGAACUUUUUAUAUGGCUACAUGCAAAUUUGAUAAACAUCAUUUUAGUAUGGUUUUAAUAGUUGUAUAUGUAUCUUUUCUACUCUAGGUAGCUUACACAAGGUUAAGAUACUUUUUCUAUCGUGCCAAGACAGAUUUGUGAUAGUAAGUAGACCCCCUUUUUACUGGGGACAAAACUUCCAGUGAGAAAAGGCACUGUUAUGUAUGUUUUAACCACAGUAUGACUGUGACCAACAGUCACAAUGAUUUAUAGUAGUAGCUAAUGCAAUGAAUCACAUUGAAAAUUAAAGUAAGAUUUGCACAACAAGGAAGGGUUCUUUUUAAUUUAUUCAGGUAUGUAUUCUGUAAUUUUGAAUAUAAAUCAGUAUGCUAUUGUGAGUGUUGUUAAAAUCGGGAGUUUAGACUUGGUGGAUUCAUUAUGAUGGAGCCUGGCUUUUUACCCUUUGUUAUAAGUUAAAGAAGUAUUAUAUUGGACAAUAUAUAUUUUUCUGGCUUUAUUAUUCUAGUAGCUUCAUGUUGCAGCUUACCCGCAAAUUUUUAAGUAGAUUGGUUUUUUCAUUACAAGUUUUAAUUUUGUCAUAGCUUAAAUUUCUUCCGGUACACACACGGUUAAUUUCAUGAGAAUGAUUUUACCCAGUGAAAGACAGCAGGAAGUAUGAAUUUUUUUCAUAAAAAAGACUGUUUUUUGGCUUAUAGAGAGCUAGAAAGACUGAAUAUUUUAAAGACUCUUGAAUUAAAACCAGUCAGUCAGCUUGUGGUUGUAAAUUAUGAAAUAAGUUCCCUCAUAUUCUGUGUGGUUGAACUUUGAGAAAGACAUCAGUUUAUGAGUGAGAUUCUUUCAGGCAGAAAUUUCAAGUAAUAUCUUGUGUUUUAGUUUUUUAAGGUUUUGGGGACUUCAGUUUCUUUUCACCUCAUAUUCAUUAUCCUGAUACAUAACUUAUCUCAGACAGAAUGUCAGGUAAGGGAAACUGAGUAGUACAUCUUUUCUGUAUAUAUUUGUUUUGUCCACAAAAUUGCCUAUCAGAGCUUUAUUAGGAUGUUGUAAAAUGGAAAAGGAAACAUUUGCAAUUAUUGCUGGACAAUUGAAUUCCUGUUUAUAUUAAAAGUUUUAAACUAUUGUGGGUUUUUUGCCGUUCAGUUUAGUGUAGGCAAGUAGUACAUAUGGUUUUGAGUAUAAUUUGAUACGUUAUUGUAGGUUUAUUUGGAAGUACAGGUAUUUCAAAAUAAAAAUAAGUUUACGUAUUUCAUGGAAGUAGAAUGGUAAGUUACCAGUCAGUGAUCCGCUGAAGUAAUAAGGAAUUAGGAGCUAGUUUGUGAUUUAUUUUGAAGAUAUAUUCCAAAUGGAGAGCGGGGGCUUCAGAGUUUGUAUUUUUAUUAAUUUCUUCAAAUCCAUGUAAAUGGAGUUAACUCUUAUGCAGCACAUUAUGGAAGCUACAUACUAGGAGUCUUUGCAGGAUCUUUUUUGGCUGCAGCUACAUUGAUUUUGAUCUUUUUCUUUUCAUCUGUUCCCUUUUUACCUUUUUCCUAGCUGUCCAAAUUUCUAAGUUUACCUGGCUCCAGUUUCAAUUCUUGUCUAAGAAUGGAAUCUUUGGAUAUAUUCUAUGAGAGUUAAAACCAAGGAUCAUUAAACUAUUUUUAUUAAGAAGUUUUUUGAAUGACAUGAUAAAAAAAAAUUCAUAUGGCCGUGGCAAUUUUUUACAUAUUUUCUGCAUGUAAUUACCUUAAAACUGUGGGUAGUAGUUUUGGAAACAUUGACUUAUUGCUGAUAUUUUACAUAUUCUUUUAGUAAGUAGUAGGUUGGAAAUUUAGUUAUGAUUAAGAGUAAUGAAGAAAUUUUGUUGUAAAUUGGUGAUUCAAAUAUAUUUGCUCAUACCAAAGAUAUAAUUUUAGAAUGAAUUAGUUGAACCACAUAUUUAAUAUAGUUUUAUUUUACAGUAGCACAAAUUAAAAGUAAAUAAGGUGAUGAUUUUUCAACAUGGCAAAUGGACAAAAUAGGUGCUAGUGUAGGUUUCUGAUAUUAUAUACCUUUUUUGGAUAGGGUAGCAAAGGACAGAUAGUGUAAGCAAUGCUUUCUGUAGUUACUGAAAAAAUGAGUUGGUUAUUUACCCUACUACAAUUCUUGUGUUUUCUUCAAGGUUGAGUCCUGGUGCAUUGAGCAAAUACAGGCAACUUUCACAUAGCAUCCCCUUAUUCCUUCUACUUAUAUUUAUAUGAAACUUUCCAAAUGUUUAUUCCUCUAUAUUUUAAUAUCUACAGCUUUACAAUUAUUAUAUGACAUUUUCCCUGGUGGAAAAAAUAUAGUAGCAUUUUUUUUGUUUUGCAAAUGUAAAGCAACUGUACCAUAUCUCUUCAUUGUAGGUUUGUUAAGCAUUGAAUAAUUAAGGGUGCUUAAAUAACUUGCACUCUGAUUUCAGUAGCUGAGACUAGUAUUUUUGAUUAAUGAUGCACAUGACUAAAAUAAUGGUUAUAUUUUAUUUGUUGCUGAUAGUUUCAGAUGUUGAUAUUUUUAGUAGGUCUCUUUAGCUUUGCUAGUUAGUGAAUGCUUCAGGGUUAUGCAAGGAAGAUCUGCUCUUUGGUAAUUUGUUUGGUCUGGACUGAAAGUAUUAGCCUUGAGUGUACUACAGUGGCUGUGCAUGUCUUAGAUUCCAAGCUCCUUUUUUUUUGUUUGUUUGACUGUAAAACAGUAUUUCAGAUGGUUGAAAUUCUAACAGAUGUAAUGUAGGCUAUAGAAAUAAGAUUCAUUAGCAGCAUUUGUGGACUAAAUUGAACCCUGUUUCUAAGUAUUCAUUUCCAAUAGAUUUGAAAUGCUAAAUUGUUGAAAACUUCCUUGGGGUAAUUGCAUUUGGUCAUAAGCAUUUUAUCAUGUUAUAACUUUGCUUAAAUUGGCAAAUUUUUCAUUUACUUUAUUUAAACUUAUGCUAAUGAUGCUUUUCUUAAUUGCCAUUUUAAAUAUUUUAAAUCAUAUGCGGUUUUAUAUUGUAACAUGUCAGUUGAUUGAUAGACAAUAAUUUCGUAUGCUUAAAUCUUGACAAUAAAUGCCUGCUGAUCAUUAUCUAUAUUUAAUUUUGCUUUUUAAUUAUUUCAAACAUGUCUCACUGAAAAAUUGCUGAAAUACUUUAUUUGAUUAUAUCCAGAUGUUGAAUAUUUUGUGUUCCUUUGUCUGUAGAUAAUUUGUUUCUUUUACAUAAUUUUCAAGACUAUUUUGUAAAUUGAAAUUAAAAAUAUUCUCUUGGCUGGUUUUCAAAAUUCAGUGUAGUGUAAUGAAAGUUAAGAAUGUACUAAGGGUGUAGAAGUAAUUUUAUUGACAGUUGGAAGAAUAUACACCAACUCAGUAUGGAACAGGUUACUUUGGAAAUAAGGUAAUUUUGCUCUCAGAGUUUAAUUAAUUGAACCACUGUAUUUAGCAUUUGAAUGGUUUGUUAUUUUGAAAAAUUACAAGAAAAGUUUUGUCAUACUAUAUUAGAAUAGCUACUUUUUCCACAUAUGUAAUGUGAUAGUUUCUUAUGAAAAAAUGAAUUUCUAAUAGAAAUUCAAGAUAGGUUAAAAAAUGACUGUGAUUGAAACUGAACUUUUAUGAGUAUAGAAGUACUAUACUACUAUUGUUUAGUAUUGGUUAUGUAUGUUGAAAUUUACGCAGUUUUGUAUAGGAAUAUUUUUCCCUUUGCUUUGAUAUCGUAUCUAGUCUAUUUUUGUUGUAUAACCGGAAAUUCUGUUCCUUGAUAACAUAUGAGCUCCAAAGUAUAUAUGCAAGUGUGUAUGCUAACAGGUAUGUACACAGAAAUUUGACAUAUGAAUAAAGCUUUAAUUUUUA
Molecule: messenger RNA, 11863 nt
Organism: Macrobrachium nipponense
Lineage: Eukaryota; Metazoa; Arthropoda; Malacostraca; Decapoda; Palaemonidae
Product: golgin subfamily A member 3-like
Exons: 12
Coding region: 160-7077 (2305 amino acids)
Source: RefSeq, a predicted model, not a curated record